Molecule: messenger RNA, 1297 nt
Organism: Rhodofomes roseus
Lineage: Eukaryota; Fungi; Basidiomycota; Agaricomycetes; Polyporales; Fomitopsidaceae
Product: Aldo/keto reductase
Exons: 9
Coding region: 147-1058 (303 amino acids)
Molecular function (GO): oxidoreductase activity, acting on NAD(P)H as acceptor
Source: RefSeq, a predicted model, not a curated record
ACUGACCUCAUGCGCUCUCAUACACGGUCGAGCUAUAUCGAGCGCAAGAACAUUCCCUGGUUGCGAGCUCGUCCUUCUCAGGACCCCUCGACCGCGCACUCCCUCCGUCCUCCCACCACCCGUCGCUCUCCUUCUGAACUCGCAAGAUGACUUGGGACCUCAUCAAGCUGAACAACGGGACGAGCAUCCCCAGCAUCGCGUUCGGAACGUGGACGCUCGGCGGCGGGCAGCAGUCGACCGACAAGGUCGACCAGGCGCUCUCGGUCGGGUUCAGUCACAUCGACACGGCACAGUCGUACAGGAACGAGUACGAGGCGGGCAUCGCGAUCCACGAGAGCGGGCUCGCGCGCGAGGACCUCUGGAUCACAACGAAGUAUUCGGGGCUGAACGGGCUAGGGAUCGAGACGUCCAUCCAAAACAGCUUGCAGAACCUGGGCGUGGACUAUGUCAACCUCUACCUUAUCCACCACCCCCGUCUGGCUGUGCCGGACAUCCCCACUGCGUGGUCGAAGAUGGAGAAGCUACAGACUGACGGACUGGUGAAGAGCAUUGGCGUCAGCAACUUCAACGUCCUGCAACUCCAAACCCUCCUCGACUCUGCCAAAAUUAAGCCCGUCGCUAAUCAGAUCCUGUUCCACCCCUACGUGCUCGCCUCGCAGGCACCCAUCGUCGAGUUUGGGAACAAGAACGGGAUAGUGAGCGAGGCAUACAGCAUACUGACUCCGCUCACGCACCACACCGGCGGCCCCGUUGACAAGCCGCUCAAGGAGAUCGCGGCGCGGCUUGACUCAGAGCCCGAGCAGGUCCUCCUCGCGUGGGCGAAGGCGAAAGGCGUUGUGGUUGUAACGGCGAGCACGAAGAAGGAUCGUCUUGAGAGAUACCUCGCUGCGGGCGACCUCGAAUUGACCACCGAGGACAUCGCUGCCAUCGACGCGGCGGGCAUCAUCGGCGCACGCCGCAUCACCGCGCGCACCUACAUGAGGCGCGCAGCUGUUGCGGCUUUGAUCGGUGCUGCUGUGCUUGGAGUGUGUAGCUAUUCCGGGAUUAACGUGCUGUGAGGCUGCCGGAGUAACUUCGAGGAGGUGAAGGGAGGGUGCUGUGGAUGGCGUGCGAUGCUACCAGCGUGGACUGGAUGUGUAUUGGUUGACAUACCGUGGACUUUGUUGUACUUUCUGUGUGUGCCUUGAGCGAGGCCAGCGCGGUACUACUAGUUCGCCCAUGUCUCAUGAUCCCAGCCGGGCUCUCAACCACGUCAGCGGUCAGGCGAAGAGGGCUCCUAAGUAUAAUUCCGUCGAAA